CGAGGAAGCUGUAUGUUGAGUGACGAAGGAGAUUACAGCUGCUGUGACACAACACAACAGUGUCUCCACAAUCUGUAGUGAUCGUGUUGAUUUAGACACUGCAUUCUGUUACGAUGACAUCCUGCGGAGAUUGAUAAAGGACAGAGGACUAUUCCUAUAGACGUUGUGGUUACACUGAACAGGACUUCGUCGCGGCGGCGGUAGAAUAUUCCAUAAACACAGAUCUGCAAAUGGGUCAGGGUUUGUGGAGGGUUGUGCGGAACCAGCAGCUGCAUCAAGACUUUGGUGACCAGUGCUACCUAGAGCAGGAGGGCGAGGGUCAGAGGAUGGAGCCGACGCAAGGCGAGCAUCUCGCUGCACGCCGGGGCAUGCCGCACUGUCAGGUGCCUGGAAGUGACAUCAGCCACCUGCUGCAUGUCCGCAGGGGCAAAGGAGACCAGGGCUUUAUCGACCUGGAGAUGCUGCCGCCUGAGCUGAGCAUCACUAUCCUGUCCUACCUGAACGCUACCGACCUGUGCCUGGCCUCCUGUGUGUGGCAAGGCCUGGGCAGCGACGAAUACCUGUGGCAAGGGUUGUGCAAGUCCACUUGGGGUCACUGUUCCAUAUACAAUAGAAGGGUUCCCAUUGGCUUCUCCUAUAGGAAGCUCUACAUGCAGCUAGAUGAAGGAAGUCUUACGUUCAAUGCCAAUGCACUGGAGGGUAUCCGUUACUUCAUGUCCAAAGGCAUCCUGGUCGACCACCCGCAGGAAAUUGCCAAGUUCAUAUUCUACACUAGAACACUGAACUGGAAGAUGCUGCGGAUGUAUCUUGAUGAAAGGAGAGACGUCCUAGAUGAGUUGGUGACACUACACAACUUCAGCAACCAGUUCUUGCCUAAUGCACUGAGGGAUUUCUUCAGGCACAUCCACGCCCCUGAGGAGCGGGGCGAGUACCUGGAGACGCUCAUCACCAAGUUCUCCCACCGCUUCUGUGCCUGCAACACCAGGCUGGUGCAACAACUCGGCCUGAGCCCAGGUGAGCGGAGGCAUGAGUCCAGACAAGAUGCGGUGUAUGUGCUGUGCUACUCACUCAUUCUGCUGUCCAUCGAUCUGACCAGCCCUCACGUGAAGAACAAGAUGUCCAAGCGGGAGUUCAUCCGCAACACACGCCGUGCCGCCCAGAACAUCAGUGAGGACUUUGUGGGCCAUCUCUACGACAACAUCUAUCUGAUCGGCCAUGUAGCCGCUUAAAACAGCCCAGCCUGUAGAAGCAAGAGAGUGAGCAGUUGGCAAAGCACUACAUAGAACUAUAUAAAUAUAUAUAUAUACAACAAAAUAUCAAAUGACAGCACUGAGGAGGACUUUGCUAUGGGGGGAAAGGGGGAGAUUGGAGUCCCACCCUGGGUUCUUCAGCCUUGGUGUUUCAGUACUGGUGUGACCACCACAGAUACGGGGGCACUAAGAAGCACUGCGGGGUGACCCACAGUGGGAGGAAGGGUAGGCAGGCAGGCUAACGAGCUAGCAUACAGCACAGUGUACCCUCAGUGGGAGUAGAGCGUGUAACCAACAGCGACCAGCUUAAUCGUGCAGAUCUGUAGCAAACAUACUUUAAACCAAGUCUCCAGACACAUGCUAUAAAAUCAGCUAUUACUGAAUAUUACACGUAACAUUAUUGCUGUUAGUCAUAGGGCGAACGUAAACGAACGGCGAGUUUCUUAUUGUAUGAGUUUAGAGAAUAUUCCGUUCCACUUAUUAAAUGAAUGUCAAUAUUUUUUUAACGGAAGGAUAGGUAGUCAUAUGAAAGAAGACUUUCACUUGACAGACAUAAGCUUAAUGUUUACCCCCCACCAUUUGACCAUAGACCAUAAUGAUAAUAAUACAAGCAUAACUUGUGUGUCGAAGCUAUGGGCAGAAGCUGGAGUUUUGAAUUGAGCCAAAGUUAUGUUAAAUGAAGAAUUUGUUUAUCAUCUUCACAAUCACCUGUUACAACAGUGUGCUACUCACCCUCUCCUCCUCCAUGUUAAUGAAGCACUAAGUCACCUACGUGGCACUGUAGGAAAUGAAUGUUCCCGUCCUUGGGUUAGGUUUUUCCUCCAUAUUUUGUAGCCUCACCCAUUCUUCUCCUAAAAACUUACUGUGAUAUAUGUCUCUCCAUCUAUCGCCUUCUUUCGCUGUUCCUCUCUAUCUCUUUCUCCAUUGUUCUCUUAACUAUGAGAAGCCAUCUGGAACUUCACAGUUAAGGUUCCUCAGUUGCUUUGACUAGACAGGAUUGUUUCUGUUAUUGAACAAGUAUGCACUUUACCAUGCUCCCUCCAGCCUCUAGCCAUCUAGCAUAUCUGAAGGACGUUAAUUCUCACCAUUGAUUUUGUGAUAUAGUUUAGAUCUUCUGUUUGUUUUUUUCUUUCUAGUAGAGUGCCAAUAGUUAUGUGUUCAGAUGACAAAACUGACAUUCAAGCAUCAACAAAACGUUCACUGAGUUUGAAGAAACAUUGAUUUGUUUUAUUUGCACAUCGUGUAUAUAUUUAAGUAUAGAGAUUUAUAAACAUAAAAUUUUAUUUUGAAGUAUUUUAAACUAAAUGCUUGUUUUUUUUCCCCUCGAUGAAUGGAGUGAAUCCUCUUUUUUGCACUUCUUUGAAAUUUUUACCUGAACAUAGUUGUAUGAGUACUCAACCACAUGCAAAAAUCUUCGUAUUUUUCCACUACCGUUGCAAAUUGAAGGAUUGAGAGUAUUCUUGAGCUAUUUAUGAAGUGGCUGUGAGUGACAGAUAUUGCAACAACAUUAUUCUGCUGCAAUAUUUUCAGAUAGGUUUUUCUGUAUGCAUAGGACUCAUGGUCAUGUUGGAAAUUGCCAUGUUGUUCAUGAUGCGUGUUUAAGGUGAACUUGCUAGACUUAUGGCAUAAUAUUCAAGACUGGUUUUUGAAACACUGGACUAAAACACUUUUAGAUUGUAUACAAAUAAAACUUUCUGAAAACACUG
Molecule: messenger RNA, 2956 nt
Organism: Clupea harengus (Atlantic herring)
Lineage: Eukaryota; Metazoa; Chordata; Actinopteri; Clupeiformes; Clupeidae
Gene: fbxo8
Product: F-box protein 8
Biological process (GO): regulation of ARF protein signal transduction
Molecular function (GO): protein binding; guanyl-nucleotide exchange factor activity
Source: RefSeq, a predicted model, not a curated record